Phragmites australis (common reed) is the source of this 1427-nucleotide messenger RNA. Its product is annotated as inositol-tetrakisphosphate 1-kinase 4-like. The record is from RefSeq and is a predicted model, not a curated record. Bases 134 to 1150 code for a protein of 338 amino acids. Lineage: Eukaryota; Viridiplantae; Streptophyta; Magnoliopsida; Poales; Poaceae. Gene Ontology annotation, biological process: inositol trisphosphate metabolic process. Gene Ontology annotation, cellular component: cytoplasm. Gene Ontology annotation, molecular function: inositol-1,3,4-trisphosphate 6-kinase activity; magnesium ion binding; inositol-3,4,5,6-tetrakisphosphate 1-kinase activity. The transcript has a single exon.
GACCUCAUGCCUUCAUCUACGCAUUCCUUAUGCAUAAUUAGUUCACACCGUCAAUAUUUAAGCUGGCGUGGUGGUACGCCGGGUGUAUUGUGCACUAGGACACGACACCAACAGUCAACGCUAGCUCAAGCUCAUGGCGGAGCAGUCGACCUCCCCUGCAGACUCCAUCUCCCGGCCUUACACCUACACCAUCGGCUACGCGAUGCUGUCCAACAAGCGCGACACCUUCGUCCAGCCGUCGUUCUUGGACAUGGCGGCGCAGCACGGCAUCCGCUUGGUGGCCGUCGACACCUGCCGCCCUCUCGCCGAGCAGGGCCCCUUCGACCUCAUCGUCCACAAACUCUACGGCCAGCCGUGGCGCGCGCAGCUGGAGGCCUUCUCCGCGCUCCACCCCGACGUCCCGGUCAUCGACCCUCCCGCCGCCAUCGACCGCAUCCUCGACCGCUACACCAUGCUCGACGUCGUCUCCAACUUCGACACCGACUCCAUUGGCAUCCCUGGGCAGGUCGUCGUCCACGACGCGGCGGCCCUGGCCGACCCGGCGCUCGCGGGCGUUCUCGGAGAUCUCCGGUUCCCGCUCAUCGCCAAGCCCGUCGAGGUCGACGGCAGCGCCGCGUCCCACGACCUGUGUCUCGUCUACCGCCGCGAGGGCCUCCACGGCCUCCGCGCCCCGCUGGUCCUCCAGGAGUUCGUCAACCACGGCGGCGUGCUCUUCAAGAUCUACGUGGUGGGCGACCACGCAACCUGCGUGAUGCGGAGCAGCCUGCCGGACGUGCCCGACGAGCGCCUCCAGGACCUCGCCGCCGACGCCACGGUCCCCUUCUCCAACAUCUCGCUCCUCCCUCCCCCUGCCGCCGGCGAUGGCGACGACCAUGCCAAGAUGCCGCCGGCCGACUUCGUCAACAAGGCCGCCCGCGAGCUCCGGCGGGCGCUGGGCUUGCACCUCAUCAAUUUCGACAUGAUCCGGACAAAGGAUCGUGAUGGCAACUGCAAGUACCUCAUCCUCGACAUCAACUACUGCCCGGGAUACUCCAAGAUGCCAGGUUUUGAGCCUGUUCUUACGGAAUUCUUCUUGGAGAUGCUUAGCGCCAGAUCUGGUGCUCAUGAGCAGCCUGGACCGGACUCUGGCCUAGGUGUUGAGGCACGCUAGGAUGAGGUUGAGCCGAGCUUCAUCCCGUUGGGAGCGGAGCUGAGCCAGGUUCAGGCCGGCCAAGCAUCUACGGUUCGGGCUGGAUUUUGACUCGACCCGGCCUGGCCCGGUGUUGGAACAUGUUUGCUUAAUCCAAAUGGAAUUAAUAAAACGCACCAAGACCACAUCUGUAAAGUGUGAGCUUGCUUUGUAACCUUUCCUUUCAAAAUAAAAAAAACAUUUUCAUUGUACCCUUUGCUCUAAUCUAGUUACAUAUGCAAAAGUUCUUUAUUUCAUA